This is a messenger RNA of Colletotrichum phormii, 628 nucleotides long. RefSeq lists its product as uncharacterized. The record is from RefSeq and is a predicted model, not a curated record. The transcript has a single exon. The annotation marks the transcript as partial. NCBI's taxonomy places the organism in Eukaryota, Fungi, Ascomycota, Sordariomycetes, Glomerellales, Glomerellaceae.
CGGGUGAGUGUAUGAGUGGUCGCCCUAUGCAAGAACGAGGGUGGAGUUAAGACUAGAGGUGCAGUUGAUGACAGACAGCACGGAAGGGAGGACGACGACGCAGGAUGAUGAGAUGGGAUAGCUAUGUGAUGAGAGUGCAGCGUUUGAAGUUACGGAUGCUUCAAGUUUCUUCUCGGCCGACAGGUGCGCCUGAGUCUUACGAGUCUCUACUCAUGAGUAGAGUCCAAGGAUACUAUCCGCGGAGUAGAAUAAACCGAGGCACCAUGAGAUAACUGCGAUAUCCCCGUGCGAAAUGCAGAAAGAGUUGAAGGAUUCCCGGCGCUAUGAAGUGAAUAUGCCGACGUCCAGUCCGUGUCUGCGUGUCUCUUCUUGAUCAGUGAUCACCGUAGUAGAGCAGCAUGCCAGUGCUACCUUAUUCAAUCUAGGGCGUACGUAGUAAGGGUCUUUUGCCAAGUUCAGACUAGAAGGCGAAUUGGAAGCUUCUGUCGCAGAGAUCUGCAGCGGUUAAAAACCCUUCGCCCAACUUGUGUGGGCGAGAAUGAGAGUGAAAGUGAGUUUGUGUGAGUGAGCUGUGAGGUCAUGGGUUGCUGACGUAUGCGCCACUCCCCCGGCCCCAAACUCUGAUGAU